AUGGUGCGACUGGCGGCCGAACUGCUGCUGCUCCUGGGACUUCUUCUACUUACCUUGCACAUCACGGUGCUGCGGAGCAGUCCGCUGCAGCAGGGAAAUGCAACUCUGAGCCUGGAUACAGCACACAGAGAGCAGAACAAUAUAAAUGCAAAAAGUAGCUCAUCGGCCCAACUGGCACCUGAAGACCGGAGAUCUGGUCCAGAACAUCGGUUGGCUCACCGGCCCGCCACCCUCCCCUGGGCACAAGGCACGGGCAGCAACGUACACAGGGACGGCCCCGGAGCUUUCCUUCUAGAUCUGCACAAUUUCCCCGACCUCUCCAAAGCCGAUAUCAAUGGACAGAACCCCAACAUACAGGUGACAAUUGAAGUGGUGGAUGGGUUGGAGGGCCAUGAGCCAGAAAAAGGACUUCGUAAGGAGAGCAAACCCAGCUGGGCUUCUCCUAACUGGAGAAACUGGUGGCCUCACACUUCCUCCUCCUCCUCCACCUCCUCAUCUUCCACCACUCAUCAGACAGAGGACCACGACCGCUCCUACGGAAGCAAAACUGAGGACAGCAACUUCCUCAGACCACCGGUAGACUGGGAUAGAAGAGGAGGCACCGGAGGAGGAAGCAAAGCUCAAACAGAAUAUGACUACAUGGACGGCGAAGGGGACUGGAGUAACUGGUCAGCGUGCAGUAUCACUUGUGGAAAUGGCAACCAGAAGAGAACCAGAUCAUGUGGUUAUGCCUGUACAGCCACUGAGUCCAGGACCUGUGAUAUGCCCAACUGCCCAGGUAUUGAAGAUGCCUUCAAGACAGCAGCUACUGAAGUGAGCCUGCUGGCUGGAACAGAUGAGUUCAAUGCCACGGAGCUCUUUGGUGUUGACACAGACAGCUGUGAGCGAUGGAUGAACUGCAAGAGCGACUUCUUGAAGAAAUAUAUGAGCAAGGUAGCGAACGACCUUCCCAGCUGCCCUUGCUCUUACCCGACUGAGGUGGCAUACAGCACGGCUGAUGUACAUGAUGCUCCUACACGCAGAGAUUUCCGUUGGAAAGACGCCAGCGGGCCAAAAGAGAAGCUGGAGAUCUACAAACCUACAGCGCGUUACUGCAUCCGCUCCAUGCUGACGCUGGAGUCCACCACACUGGCUGCACAGCACUGCUGCUACGAUGACAACAUGAAGCUCAUCACUCGAGGCAAAGGGGCAGGCACGCCCAACCUCAUCAGCACAGAGUUCUCAGCCGACCUGCAUUAUAAGGUGGACAUCUUGCCUUGGAUCAUCUGCAAGGGAGACUGGAGCCGCUACAACCAGGCAAGGCCGCCAAACAACGGACAAAAGUGUCCUGACAACCCUCAGGAUGAGGACUUCUACAAACAGUUUGAAGAAGCAAGGGAAUUCUAG
Scomber japonicus (chub mackerel) is the source of this 1386-nucleotide messenger RNA. RefSeq names its product isthmin 1 (gene ism1). The record is from RefSeq and is a predicted model, not a curated record. The transcript has 6 exons. Gene Ontology annotation, biological process: negative regulation of angiogenesis. Lineage: Eukaryota; Metazoa; Chordata; Actinopteri; Scombriformes; Scombridae. Bases 1 to 1386 code for a protein of 461 amino acids.